This is a messenger RNA of Penicillium cinerascens, 246 nucleotides long. RefSeq lists its product as uncharacterized. NCBI's taxonomy places the organism in Eukaryota, Fungi, Ascomycota, Eurotiomycetes, Eurotiales, Aspergillaceae. The transcript has 3 exons. The record is from RefSeq and is a predicted model, not a curated record. The coding region runs from base 1 to 246 and encodes 81 amino acids.
AUGUUCAACUUCAACUUCUUCAAGUCUGCCCCUGCGGCUGAAACUGCCAACGAGAACGGCUGGAACUCCAAUACGGUUGCUAUGCAGCAGCCCUCCAGCCCUGCCGCUCCUUCGGCGAGCCAGAUUGUCUCCGAGCAACCGGCUGGUCAGGAGCAGAUGCAGCUGCGCGGUGGUGGUGGCGGCGGCUUGUGCUGCGGAAUUUGCGCCGGUCUUGCCUGCUUCGAGUGCUGCGAGAUUUGCUGCUAG